Molecule: messenger RNA, 1974 nt
Organism: Prorocentrum cordatum
Lineage: Eukaryota; Dinophyceae; Prorocentrales; Prorocentraceae
Source: the annotation of a GenBank genome assembly
GGCUGGCACCACCCGACGGGCGUGUACAACACCAUCCCCGUCGGCAGCCCCCUCAUCGACGACGAGCUCAACAUCUACCUUGGGGCCGAUGAUGCCAUCCGGAAGUUCGACGUCAAUGGUAUCAUCCAGUGGAGCUACGCUCCCCGAGGUCAACUCGCAGCGGCACCCACCCUGGUCGUCGGCAGCACCAGGCGUAUGGCGGAGGUCCAGAAGGACGAGCUCGAGGAGCAGCUGCUGCGGCCGGACUGGGCCAAGGGCGAUGAUUACAAGUUCUCCAUCAAGGCCGGCGACGUCGUCAGGGUCAAGCCCGGCUCGAGCUUUCAGGCGGAAGGCGUGGAGCUCUACAAGGCCGGCGAGAAGGGCCUGGUCUCCAACGUCCUCCCUGCUGAGGAGGACAGAGUCAGCAGUGCCGUCAUCCAGUGGACGCGCACCGGGCACAAGAGCGAGGUUCAGCUCACCGACGUGCAGGACCAUUUCGAGCGUGUGGAGUCGAAGAAGGAGGGCGGCCUCACCAAAACACUGCCAUCUAUGCUGGUAGGGAGCACCACCUCUGGCUACGUAUUCGCGAUCGCCCUUGACAGCGGAGAGGAGCUGUGGGCGACCUGGGCCUCAAACGAUAUCGCUGGUGUCAAAGGGUCUGUGGCUGGCAAGGACGGAAUCAUAGUGGUCGCAACCGACCGUUGCACUGACAGGUACUGCUACAGGUACCGCAACCAGACCAUGCCCCUCACGCCAGGCAAUUCCGUUGUGCGGGGCCUGAAUGCUGCAGACGGCUCCGCCGUCUGGGAGUUCAGGCCCAUGUCGCCUGUGUGGAACAUGGUGCCGCUGUGGGGCCCUGCCGGGAGCGUGCUCUUCCAGGACUGGGAGGGCAGGGCGUACUCUUUAGACCUGCAGACCGGCGACAAGAGGUUCCAGGUGGGCGGCGACUACGGUACGCACACCAACGCAGCCGCAGUAUAUGAUUCGGGCCACAAUGUCAUGGUCACCCUCGGCAUGACGCACUACAGCGAGAACCACUACCACAUGGAGAACGCCCUGGGCGUGCCCGUGGGCAAGUACUGCAACCCUUAUCCAGCACCUGGCAUCCUGGUGAACUGCUGGACAUGGCCAGGCGGAAGGGGCUUCAUCCGUGGCUACAAUGCCUCCUCUGGCAGGGCACUCUGGGAGACCAACACGCCAGAGCCACCGGCCAGCGCCGCCGCUGGCAUGCUCAACAGCCCGGGCAUGCACACACGCCUGGUUGUCACCAUUGGCAUGAAUUGUAAGUUCAACUCCCCGUCCCAGAUCUGGGCCCUCGAUCCGAACAGCGGCCACAUCCGGUGGCAGAGGGAUGGCCCGACACUGUGGACCAUGCAGUGCGCCGGCGACAAGGAGGGUGCCGACAUCCGCCGCGCCAUGGGCGGCCGCGCCGAAUGCAAGCCAAACAGCUGGUCGGCGCCGCUGAUCGAUUCCAGCGGCGACGUGUACGUGGGCAGCCAGGUCGGCACACUGAUGAAGUUUGGCACGCCGACGGGGUCGGUGGCAUCGCCAAGCAACGUCCACCUGAUGUCGACCUUGACGACGGGCGUGGCCUUCCAGGAUACAGCCAUCGCGCUCGCCCCCGGCGUCAUGGCCGUGUCCACGUGCACCUCCCUCAUCGUCUUCCAGACACUGUCAGGGUUCGACAACGAGACUUGGUCAGUGUCGCACAGUGACUACUCACCGAUCUCCCACAUGGUCCAUGGGGAAGAAGUGAGUCACACUAUCAGUGAGUCGGCUCACGAUACCUUCGACCCCAGCGAGCCAGGGAACCCAGUUCCGUGGCUGUAUUGAACUUGGCGUAAGCCGAGACUUCAAAACGAGGCGUAGUCAAAUGAUGAAGCCGCAGUUUUUUCAGACUUCUGAAGCGCUGGAAUCUCGCGCAAGGCGAAGGCGCUAGUCGGUACCAUUUGAUCGGAUGUCCCGCCAGGAGGACAGCCAGGUAAAACACAUCAC